UGAAAGGUUGCCGACCUCUGCACUAAAGGAUUGGCUGUCAGCACGGUAUUUUGGGUAGGAUCCAAACUAAUAUUGCCCUGGUAACGUGGCUGAUGCUAUGGGGUCAGAAGGACAUUUGGUAUAUGUGAGCAGAGUUUUUAAAUAACUUCUCACUGCACUGGACCUAGGUGCUGAUUGGGAGCCAGAGAACUGGAAUGCAGUAAGGGGUCUAGGGGGAUUUCUUUUUUUGAACUUCUUGAUAACCAGUGUGGGAGAUCAGAAGUACAGUCUGUGACUGCUUGGUGAGUUUAACUUCAGUGUUAACCACUAGUUUGGGGAGUCUCUGCUCUCCCUUCUGCAGCCUGCCCUGACCUUGGCAUUUUCAGUGAGGGCAGCCCCAGGUACCCCAGGUCACAGGGGUGUGUGAGGGAGUUGUGGAGAAAGCCUGUAAUCUGACACUUGGACAAAAGAAGGUGGAGCCAUGGCCGGGAAGAGCGGAGGAACCCCAUAUAAACCCAGAUCGGGAACAGCUGGGCAGUUGAACGUUUGCAAACUCAGAGAGAAAAUGGACCAGAGCCGCCCUAAGAAAGAAUCUUUGGAGAAACUUUUUGAUCCAAAAGAAUUUUUGAAAACUUAUUAUUCCUUUGACUCCACAAGCAGUGAAAAAAAUGAUAUUAGGAUGUUUCUUCUGAGAAACUUCUUUAAGACCUUCAUUUUGGAUGGCGUUAAAGGCAACACCCUGAUUUAUAUUGGCGGUGGGCCCAGCAUUUGCGAACUGCUCUCUGCCUGUGAGUCCUUCCAGGAGAUCAUUGUCACAAACCACAUGGAUCGGAACUGCCAGGAACUGCAGAAAUGGCUAAAGAAAGAGCCGGGAGCAUUUGACUGGACUCCGCUGGUGAAAUACGUGUGUGAGCUGGAAGGGGACAGGAAAAAGUGGGCUGAGAAGGAAGAGAAAUUACGAAGAACGGUCAAGCAGGUUCUGGAAUGUGAUGUCACCAAAUUCAACCCUGUGACCUUUGCCUCUCUGCCCCCUGCUGACUGCCUCCUCAUAUGCCAUUGUUUAGCAGAAACUUGCAAAGACCUGAGUACCUACCGUGCUGCCCUGAAGAAUAUCAGCUCCCUGUUAAAGCCAGGGGGUCAUUUGCUGAUGGUGACCACAAUGAAGUGUAAUUACUAUAUGGUUGGCCAACACAAGUUUCCCUGUCUCUUUCUGGAGAAGGAGUUUCUGGAGGAAGCAGUGAAGGAGGCCGGUUAUGAUAUUUUGAAGUUUGAGGUGACUCCCAUAUGCCAUACAGCUAGUUUGGUAGAGCAUGAGGGGAUCUCUUACCUAGUUGCUACCAAAGGGAAGGGCAAAGAAGAUUAAAGAGAAAAUACAUCAGCCCAAGGCAAGUAGAGAGGCAGAAUAGAUUAGCUGUAGAUGCUGGUAGACCUGAAAAUCAAUGUGCGCUAUAGAGCUUUGAUGACCUCCAAGCACCUUGGAGAACCUGUUUGUUCAGGAUGCACCAGCUUGAACCCCUUGUUGUGCCACUAAAGCUGCCCUCAUCUCUGUCCUUUCCCAUUUAGAGCUGCCAUAAUGUCUCCCUGGCCUCCAACCCCACUGUGCUUCAUCCAGUGCAGCUGCACCCUACAG
This is a messenger RNA of Mauremys mutica (yellowpond turtle), 1609 nucleotides long. RefSeq names its product nicotinamide N-methyltransferase-like. The transcript is spliced from 3 exons. Gene Ontology annotation, molecular function: N-methyltransferase activity. Bases 461 to 1342 code for a protein of 293 amino acids. Gene Ontology annotation, cellular component: cytosol. The record is from RefSeq and is a predicted model, not a curated record. NCBI's taxonomy places the organism in Eukaryota, Metazoa, Chordata, Testudines, Geoemydidae.